Messenger RNA from Puccinia graminis f. sp. tritici CRL 75-36-700-3, 583 nucleotides. RefSeq lists its product as uncharacterized. NCBI's taxonomy places the organism in Eukaryota, Fungi, Basidiomycota, Pucciniomycetes, Pucciniales, Pucciniaceae. The transcript is spliced from 2 exons. The coding region runs from base 102 to 539 and encodes 145 amino acids. The record is from RefSeq and is a predicted model, not a curated record.
UCACUGCCCAAGUAACAUCCAUACUGUUUUCGUGGUCUGAGUCGCAUUACAUACUCACAAAAACAAGAAUUUUUUGCACUUGGCUCUUUGAUCAAUCGAAUAUGAGAUUCCCAGUUGCACUUGCAUACCUCCUCUUCACUGCUUUGCCAAUCAUUCAAGCUAUAAAUCUCUACCCGGAAAUCAGGCAUGAGACUAAGGUUCACUUUUGGGACAAUGGCAAACCAUUCUCCGGAUAUUACAGUCAACCAAUCCGUCACAAGGUGGGGGAAAAAUUUUAUGACACCCGAUGCACUGUGUACGAUGACGGGCAUGUAUAUGCGAACAAUCCAUUCCCCGUUCAAUGUUAUGCCGCAGUCAUUCAAUAUCCUAAAAAACGCACUGCACCACCCAUGCAGGGGAAUAUGAUGCCACUUGGAAAUCAAAACAUGAAGGUUGCGAUCCCGCUAACAUACUUGAAACCAGAAGAGGGAAGCACGGAGAAUCAAUAUUCAAUUGUUUAUUAUUUCCACCCCGAUGAUUAUGAGUUACUCAAAAAAUAGCAAUAGGCUUGAACUUCCCGCCAAGUCAAGAAAAAAAUCAAGUU